GAUCUACACGUUCUGCGCGUACUUGUCAGGCCAUCGAAACCAUGAAAAUUGCGGUGCUGCUGCUGAUCGUCUUAGUGGCGAGCGCGUGCGCCAUCGCGUUCCAAGAAGUGUGGAAAGUGUUAAAGGUGGAGUACAACACGCAGUAUUUAGCGGGAGACCAUCCUACUCACAUCUUGGAUCUGAAAUAUGUUGUGAACAAGAAAAACCUGAUUCCGAACAAGGCACAAGUUCAGCCAAGUUUUCCAGCAGUUCACGAGAAUUACGACAAACGCAAUUUGGUUUCUGCAGUAACAGCUCGCUUACAAGACCCGUGCCUGGAUAAAUUACCAGCAUAUUUAAACUGGACAGCGAAAGGAGCUGUAACGGACGUCAAGGAUCAAUAUAAGGGUUAUUGCCCCUCUGUAGGUUGGGCCUUCAGCGCUACUGGAGCUCUCGAAGCCCAACAUUUCCUGAGAACUGGCCAGCUAGAGUCUUUGUCAGAGCAGCACUUGUUAGACUGCUCAUACUUCUAUGGCAACAACAGCUGUGCCGGGGGCGACGUAGAAUGGGCCUUCGCGUUCGUCGCAGGGCACGGCGGCAUUGCUACGGAGGAAUUCUACCCUUACAACGCCAUUCCGGGCCAGUGCGGAGCAGUGCAUGACGUCACAUAUUCCAACGUGACAGUGACCGGUUUCGUACAGGCUCCGACCGAUGAGGCGAGGCUGCAGCGAUGGGUCGCUCGGUACGGGCCGGCAUCCGUCCGCGUCCACAGCCAGCUGUACAGCUUCCAGAGUUACCUGGGCGGCGUGUAUUACGACAAGGGAUGCGCUGACGCAGACCUUGAGCUCGAUCACGCGAUGCUGUUGGUGGGAUACGGCACAGAACAACCAGGUGGUGACUACUGGCUGCUCAAGAACUCUUGGGGCAUUGGCUGGGGCGAGGAUGGUUACAUGAAGCUAGCUAGAAACCGCGGCAAUCACUGUGGUAUCGCCUCGCGAGUGAUCUACCCGCUGCCGCUGCUUACUUAGUGAGGGGGAGUAGGAAUAAGGCCUGAUUUAGACGGCGUGCGAACUCGCAUGCGAUUUUAGUUACAUUGUGGGCUGUUGAGGUUACAUAGGUACAAUUUUGCACAGCCAUCAAAUACCGCAAUGUAAUAAAACUCGUAUGAGAGUUCUCGUACCGUCUAAAUGGGCCCUAAGGCGCUAUGAGGCCUCGAUCGUUCUGGUCGAACAUCUGUGAACACACCAUACCUACUGACCUCUUGGGCUGUAAAUACACUGACCUCAAAAUACACUAGUAGUCAAUAUGCUACAAUUUCAAAAUUACCUUUGCUCAUAAUACACGAGACCAUAAUUAC
This is a messenger RNA of Leguminivora glycinivorella, 1336 nucleotides long. RefSeq names its product procathepsin L-like. Bases 42 to 1007 code for a protein of 321 amino acids. Gene Ontology annotation, molecular function: cysteine-type endopeptidase activity. The transcript has 7 exons. Gene Ontology annotation, biological process: immune response. Gene Ontology annotation, cellular component: lysosome. Lineage: Eukaryota; Metazoa; Arthropoda; Insecta; Lepidoptera; Tortricidae. The record is from RefSeq and is a predicted model, not a curated record.